UCUGUAUAAUAACACAGACUUAGGAACUAAUAUAACUGAAUUGCUCCUCUGAUAGCUAGAUAUAUUGAGGUGUUCGGAUAGACAGGGCAGAAUUUAGCAGGCACUGUGAAAUGUGCACAAUGUUGGGACCUCAUACAAUACUGCAGUGAGUAAUGGACACUAGAGGGCACCCAAUGUCAGUUCUAGUCUGUGAUCACACCCUUCAGCUGCAGGCUGCGGCAGUGUCCAGUCUCGGCUUGAGAACAAGAGAGGGGGAGAGAAAGAGCUGGAUAAAUAAAUGAAACAAGUGGGAGAAUGGAGUUUGAUAAAGGGAGGGAUAGAGAGAGAGAGAGUUUGCCUUGAGUCGUCCCUGUAGCUGUCGUGCCUGUAGCUGGUUGUGUGUCCGCAGUUGCUCUUGAUGAGGGUGCUAUUCUGCUGUGGUGGGGGCUGUCUGUCUGCUUUUGCUGAGGGCGCUGUUCUGCUGUGGUGGGGGCUGUCUGUCUGCUCUUGCUGAGGGCGCUGUUCUGCUGUGGUGGGGGCUGUCUGUCUGCUCUUGCUGAGUGCUCUCACUGUCCUGUGUCCUCCCCUGUCUGUCUCGCUCUAUCUAUAUGGAUCUCUCUAGUUGAAAUUCAAAUAAGCUUUAUUGACAGGAGAGGUACCAUCCAAUGUUGCAAAAAGCCAUUUAAAGUACACAGAAAUAACACACAAGACAUUGCACAAGUAAUCAAAAUACCACACAGAAUAAUAGAAUGGACUGGAAAUGGAUGUUCAUUCCCAACUCUAUGCUCUCUCUUCUCUCUCUCUCUCUCUCUCUCUCUCUCUCUCUCUCUCUCUCUCUCUCUCUCUCUCUCUCUCUCUCUCUCUCUCUCUCUUUCUCUCUCUCUGUCUCUCUCUCUGUCUCUCUCUCUCUCUCUCUUUCUGUGUGUCUCUCUCUCUCUGUCUCUCUCUCUCUCUCUCUUUCUGUGUGUCUCUCUCUCUCUGUCUCUCUCUCUGUCUCUCUGUCUCUGUCUCUGUCUCUGUCUCUGUCUCUGUCUCUCUCUCUCUUUCAGUGUCUCUCUCUGUCUCUUUCUCUCUUUCUUUCAUUCUCACUUGAAGAAGUAUUUAUAUUUUCAAUUUGUGUUUGCACAGAAUAAUUUUCAACUUUCUGAGAGGCACAGUUCUGGGACGCAAAGACAACCCCCUGACAGUUUUGCAUUAACUUUUUGUAUGUUGAGUUUUGGAAUUUGCUAUUUUUAUAGAACAGGAGAAAUGUACCUAUCUCUUCUACUCACACUUUCAAGAUCUCUUUCACACACUGUAUCUACAGUAUCUGUGUACUCUUUAUUGUGUUUCUGUCUUUCCAUCUUUCUAUGUCACUCUCUUCACCUCUCACUAUACAGUAUCUCUCUUCCUGUCUGUGUCAGAUAUCUUCCUGGUCUUGUUGAUGAAAAGCAUACCCUGGUCAUUAGUACACAGUGUCACUUAGUGUUCCUGUGAAAUGUGUUCUGGACCUGUCGUUCUUGACUCACUUGGAAGUGUUGUGUUUUAUAUACACAGUGAGGAUGAUAUAUCUCAAUCAGAUUCUACAACAGGAAAUGGCUCUUAUUUACAACGUGGACAACAGAUGGGGCAGCUGCCUGACGAGCUCCUUAAAAGAGACAAUUAGAUAGACAAGAUUUAAGAUAUGAGCCAGAAGAGGUACUUUUCCCUGCUGCAGGAGCCAGGUGGAAGAAUUGUGCUGCUGUGUGUGUAAUUGAUAGGAUUGUGUUGUUUUUCAGGCUGUGAUAACCAGUUCCUCCAGCUGAAAGACUAAAUGUCAUGUUGUUCUCUAAUCUCAUGUCAACAGAUGAAAAUCAGGAUAUAAAACCAGGAGAUGACUUAUUCAUUAAAUUAUUUAGUUACUGCUACCCUUAUUUGUUAGUGUAAAGUUUGGAAAUUAUGCAAACUGUCUAAGUGGAACCAUUCCAGAUGUAAUUUUUCCCUUUGGUUCUUCAGUAUCCACCACCAUAACAUGACAUGAUUGAUAAAGGUGUAUUGCUGGUGUGCAUCAACAGAAUCUCUAGAAUAGAUUGGCUAUUUUAGAUAUGUUUAGGUGACCUUUCCACCCAGUAUUCCUUUUCGAGUCCAGCUCAGAGUUCUCAUUUCCUCUUCUUGUGAUGGGGUCAGGGUGUCUUGGUCAGCCAGAGUCUUUAGGAUGUGGGUUACCCAUUGCAUAUGGUGAGGACUGCGGAAAUGGGCUGGCUGCUCAGUGAAUCAGUGGUCUGUAGUCCACUGCUUACUGCUGGAAUAAUUCACCCAGAUCCCAAGAUCCCCUGGUUCGCUCUGACAGAUCUGUUCUCACACUAACACAUAGCCUUGCUUGAGUUUAGACUUACAAGUCCAUGAGCCUGUGUUGGAGAUAAUGGGCUUUUCAGGAAUGAGUCAGAGACGUUCUCUCUGUCUCUCAAACACGCACGCACGCACGCACGCACGCACGCACGCACACACACACACACACACACACACGUCGCAACAUCAAAAGUAAGUAAACACUACCUUUCACAUUUGAGUUUAACUUAUAAGGUCAUAGAGUGUGUAACACAAGCAAAUCGUUCCAUUCAACGGCCUGUUAGAUAUAGCUAAAGCUAUUGACACACUGACUUCAUUGCUCUCUGUACAAAAUGUAUUGAGCAUCAUUAACUUGGGUACUCAAGUUGUGAUUUAAUGCAUCACCUGAAUUUAUUUCACUGAAGUCAGCGCCCCAAACAAAGUGUUUCUCAGGAAAUACAUGACAUUGGCAACACAAUAUCAUCUUGAAGUCUUGUGCCCUCCUGCUUUUAACCACAGAAAGAAGCUUCCUUCUUUUCUGUAGGAAAGAACUUGGCCUACAAAUGUAGGAUCUUAAUUUGAUCACGCUGUUUCAGGGGAACUUUGCAGGAAAACAACUGCAGGAAAACAACUUGUAGUCUAUUUGAAGUUUAAAAAGGUUUCUGAAGUUUGUAAUUUCCACUUUGUAAUGUAAGACUUGAUUUUCCCUUACAAAAAAAUUAUAAACCCCUACAAAAAUGUACAUGAAUUAUAAUCCACAUAAUAAUUCACAUUUCCUGUUGCUGCAGGAUUAUAUUCCUGCUGUAGCAAACUGGCUCAAAUUAAGAUGCUACAUCUGUAUUUGUUUUCUUGGAUGGUAAGGUUAAUUCAUUAUAUGUUAAUUAUAUGCUGGAGCAGGUUUGUAUUGGCGAUUUUCCAACUUCAAGAUAUUACUAGUCCAAAACUGACAGCAUAUGACUGACUUUGUGUUAACUUGCUCAAUGAAAGUAAACUACUGCAUUAAAAUCCAUAACAUUACAGUGAAUUCUGCCAGUGCCAUAAACUAUGUAUGCCCACAGAUGUUAUAAAGACAGAUGUUUUAAAGUAUCUUCCCAGUAAUAAGCCUAGGCCUACCACAUGUUCCCCAUUCACCAACUCUUGUGCACAGGACUCAAUUGCCACUCUGAAUAGACAGUAGUUUCAGAGUGACAGAUUAAUGUACUCUAAUUUUGUUGAUGGAUGCACAGAGAGAGUACCUGGGGCAUGCUGGCCAGUAUGGUCUGGACUGUGUCGUGUAAAUCUGUUAAUAUUUUGACAAUGAUGAGGAUGAUUAUAAUAAUGUUGAUGAUGAUGAAGAUGACGAUUAUUAUUGUGAUGAUGAUGUGGAAAGUGAUGGUGCUGAUAGUUAGGAUGAUGGUGAAGAAAAUAAGUGGGUACCGCGUGCACAGUGGUGAUACAGAGAGGGAAUGAGACGUAGGGCUUAUUGGGGACACCACGGGCAUCUUAGAUGUGAUUAUUUCAGCUGACACUCUGAAGUCUAGCACUGACAGCGAUCCCUGUGUUAGAGGUUGUGGAUGUAAGGGCGAUGCUAGUGAUCUGCAUCGUUAUAUGCCUUUCCCAAAUGUGGCGGUGCAGGGUGCGCUAUAGCAGAGGACAGAGCUAUAAGAGCUGCUUUAGGGGAAGCCGCCAUGCAGCGGUUCAGGUUCAAACUAAUCAGGGCAAUUACAGUCCCCAAAACGUGCCAUGUUUGAGAUCGGCUACCUGUUGUAAAAUUUGACUGCAGGGUUUUGCGUCGCAGCAUGAGGCAGGCUAAUUGCACAUUUGAUAUAAUGAUUAACAAAAGACUAUAGGGAAUAAUUGGUGGGACAACCCAAAUUAACAAUUUAAUUUUCAACCAUACAGCUCUGCUGGUUUUCCAUAUCCAUUUAAACGAGUGAUGUAUUGCAGUGUUGACUCAAUUUAUCAUGUGCACAGACACGGUAAAUGGCCAUAAAUGAAACCAUUCUAAGGCGGUGGAUUUGUAUUCAGUUCCGUUAUUUUUCUUAAUUAAGGUGCUGAUAUGUGAAAUGCAGCCAACCGUCUUUGAGCACACGGACCCUCCCCGCUGCUCUGCACUGACACCAUCACAUUGAGCACUGGAGGUAGAGAGAGAGACACAGGGAGAAAUUGAUGGGGAGGCGGGGGAGGUUGCACCAGUGGGGAAGGAGAAGGGGAGAGAGAGAGAGACCCUGAGCGCGCGAGAGCGAGCUACGCAGCACCAGUGGCAGGGAAACACACCCGUCAGCCGCGCGCUGAGGAGAGAAAAAAGACAUCACGGACAAAGGCAACAUGGAUGCGUUGGAGAAGUAUCCGUUCAAACAGAUAACGGAAUGGAUGUGCCGUUCCUCUUGCAUUUAACGGGGAACCAAUUAACUUGUUUUAAUGCGGUGGUGGGGGGCGAGGUACUGCAAGCUAAAAAGGCGGAAAGCUGUAUUUAAUCCGUCUGCGGAUCCCAUGAGCUUGCAAUGGCUGUUACGGGGAUAUGUAACUGUAUAGGAAACAAUGUGGCUCUUUCUUUUGUUGUAUUUUUCUUAUUUUGUGGCCUUUCACUUGGACAACUACGGUACUCUAUUCCUGAGGAAUUAGAAAAUGGAGCGGCGGUGGGGGAUCUUGUGCAGGAUUUGGGGUUGGAUAUCCGAAAGCUCUCCAAUCGAAAGAUAAAGGUAACCACCAGUGGAAAACGGUAUGUGGAUGUCAAUCCCAAAAAUGGAAAAUUAAUUGUCAAUGAAAGAAUCGACAGAGAGACGUUGUGUGAUUUAAGCAGCACCUGUUUUAUACAUUUAGAGGUGCUUGUUGAAAACCCAUCCGAGGUGCACAGUGUUGAGGUGGAGAUUGUGGAUGCUAAUGACAAUGCGCCGAAGUUCCCUAGAGAUGAGUAUCAAUUGGAAAUUACAGAAUCGGCUUUACCAGGGUCUCGUUUCCCCAUUGAGAAUGCCCUGGAUCCGGACGUGGGAUCCAACUCCGUUCGUCUAUAUCGGCUCAGCCCAAACGAACACUUCGCGCUGGAUUCCAACAAACCCUCCAUCAACAGCAAGCACAUUGAGCUCGUGCUCAAAAAGCCCCUUGACCGCGAGCUGGCGCCUUACCACCAAUUAAUUCUGACUGCUGCAGAUGGCGGAACACAAGCAAAAACCGGUUCAGCUAAAAUUAAUGUGCGAGUCCUGGACACCAAUGACAAUGUCCCUGUAUUUGACAGCUCAGUGUACAAAGUAAAAUUGUUAGAAAACUCACCAAAAGACACACUGGUCAUCAAAUUGAAUGCCACAGACCUUGACGAGGGUACCAAUGGUGAGGUGUAUUAUUCUUUCAGCAGCUACACUCCUGAGAGAGUCAGACAGAUGUUCAGCAUGGACAGCAACACGGGAGAGAUCAGAGUGAGGAGCAAUGUGGACUAUGAAGAAACCAACUCUUAUGAGAUGUAUAUCCAGGCCAUGGAUAAAGGCCCUGGUGCUGUGGCAGCCCACUGUAAGGUGGUGGUGGAGGUGGUGGAUGUGAAUGACAAUGUCCCAGAGAUAGUCCUGUCUUCUCUCUCCAGCCCAGUGAGGGAGGAUGCCCGGGCUGACACCGUGGUGGCCCUGAUCAGUGUCACAGACCGGGACUCUGGUGCUAACAAACAGGUGAGCCUGGAAAUACCCCUGGGCCUCCCCUUCAAGAUCAAGUCCUUUAGAAACUACUACACCCUGGUCACCUCCGCUUUCCUGGACCGUGAAACCACCGCUGCCUACAAUGUCACCCUCAGCGCCACUGACGGCGGCACCCCACCCCUCUCCUCCCAAAAGACCAUACAGGUGGAUGUGGCUGAUGUGAAUGACAAUCCGCCACGCUUCGAGCAGACCUCCUACACGGUCUAUGUGACGGAGAACAACGCCCCCGGGGCCUCGCUGUGCACUGUGAAGGCCCAGGACUCAGAUGUCAACGAGAAUGGACGCAUCACCUACACUGUCCUCAAUGACAACAACCACGGGAUCCCUGUCACCUCUUACGUCUCUGUGAAGGCCGAAACGGGAGAGGCCUACGCCCUGCGCGCCUUUGACUAUGAGUCACUCAGGGAGUUCCACUUCCAGGUCAAAGCUCAGGAUGGAGGCAUUCCACCCCUCAGCCGGGUGGCCACUGUCUACAUCUACAUCAUGGACCAGAACGACCACGUGCCUGAGAUCGUCAAACCCCCAGGCAACAGUACGCGCUCCACAGAGACAGUCCUGAAGAACGCUGAGGCUGGCGCCCUGGUGACCAAGGUGGUGGCGUACGACGCAGACGCAGGUCCCAAUGCCUGGCUGAUCUAUGUGUUGGAUCAGUGCACAGACUUGGAACUGUUCAAGGUGCACGAACACACAGGGGAGAUCCGCACCACGCGCAGGGUCUUGGAGGACAACUCCACCUCCUUCAGCAUGACUGUACUGGUGAGAGACCACGGCCAGCCGCCUCUCUCCUCCACUGCCACUGUCAUUGUGGCUGUCAUGGAGGUGCCACCCAAGGUGACCCCUGACCCUAAGAGGGUCAUCCGGCCCCACAGCACCCUGCUCUUUUCUAAUUUGACCCUCUAUCUGAUCGUGGCUCUGAGCGCCACCACCUUUGUGUUCCUGGUAACUGUGGUGGUGCUGGCCAUCGUGCGCUGCCAUGCCUACUGCACCCAGCCUGGCUCCUGCUCCCCCUGCUGCGUAUCCCAAAAGACCCCCCCUGACAGCGGGAGCAGCAGCAUAGUAGGUGGGGCUGGGGGUGGUGGUGGGGGACAAUCCAAUAACAAUGUGGCGCUGCGGAGAGACCUCAAGGUGGAUCCUCACUACAUUGAGGUGCGUGGGAAUGGCUCUAUGACCAAGACCUACUGCUACAAGACCUGUCUGACGGCCACCUCAGGCAGCGACACCUUCAUGUUCUACAACACAGGCCGGCCCAUUAGCGGCACCUGGGGUUCUGAGCGCUUCUUCACAGGAGGUAGUGGGUUUGUACGGAGACUAAGCAUGCCCGACGCUUCACUGCAAGUCUGCCCAGAGCCGAAGGCCCCAAAUGCUGACUGGCAAUACUCCACUUCUCUGAGAACAGGGAUGCAGAGCUCGGUCCAUAUGGAGGAAUCGUCAGUGAUGCAGGGAGCCCAGGGGAUGCUGGUCCAGAACUGGCCCACAGUGUCCAGUGCUGCAGAUGGUGAGGGGGGUGAGCUGUCCCCUCCGGUUGGAGCUGGCAUCGACAGUAACAGCUGGCACUUCCGUUACGGGGCUGGCCCUGGCUACGGCCCCCCUCAGGUCCUGAAGCCUGGAGACAUUCCCCCCGAAGCCUUCAUCAUUCCCGGCUCUCCCGCCAUCCUCUCAAUCCGCCAGGGCCCGGGAGGAGAGGAUGACAAGAGUGAUUUCAUUUCCUUCGGCAAGAAGGAGGAAGCCAAGAAGAAGAAAAAGAAGAAGAAGGAGAAGAAAGACAAGAAAGAAAAGGGGAAGGAGGAUGUGGACGAGUAGAGAAGAAAGGGGAGAUAUGAAAACAGAGCUACCAACUAAAGUCCAAAUAACAGCUGCAAGACAAAAAGCCAAAUGUAUAUUUUUGAAUCAGGAGAGUUUCCAUGUGUUGUGAUUGCAUAGUUAAGUCUGCCCAGCCAAGUCCCCAUUAGCAGAGGCCUAUCUCUACAAAACAUGUAAGCAGCCAAUAGUAGCCUCUGUCAGAUUGGCCCUCUGAAGCUUCCAUACCUCUGGCUAUAAAACAGUAUUUUUAAAUAUAUUUAAUAGGCUCUCAUUUACCAGACAUUUGCUGAAAAUUCCACAAAAAUCUAUUUGAUUCGAAUAACCUUUCUAUAAAGAUGAUAAUGCAAUCAACUACCGAUACCCAGAUGUUUCAUAUAUAAAAUGCCAUACAGUAUGUGAGAGAAACCUCACAUACCCUAUUAAUGGUGGUGCUAUAGUCCUGCCAGCCAGCCCGCCUCCCCAAACUUGCUUGAAAUGGGACCCUCCUCCCUGGCCCUUCUGGCUCCUUGUUGGCAUCUCUGUCUUUACUCUGCCACUUGCCUCCUCUGCUCUCCUGAUUGGAGGGGGAGAGGAGGAGCUCAAUCUGACAAAGAGUGACACAGAGGCUCUCAUCUACAGUAAGAUGGAAGCCUUGUGCGAAAAAUUGAGUAUUUUUUUCUACAAAACACACACACACACACACACACACACACACACAUAUUAGACAGUCAGGGCGGACAGGUAGACACCUCUCUGGAUAGUGUACAGGUCUAACUCAGCCAAAAGACUGAGGCCUAUUUCAGUGGCCUCUUUUCUAUGGGAGUGUAAUAUAUGACAGGAACUCUUGCUUGUUGUUUCAUUUCUGUUCAAGUCUGAUCCCCCCCCACUUCUGUCAGUCAAUGUUCAAUAGUCAAUGUUCAGUAGUUCUUUAAGCCCCGCCUCCUUACCUUGCCCACUUUGGUGCUAGUAGGAUUCACUCACACGCCUCGUCUGUUGACGCCUCUCCUCCGUCCUCCGAUCACCAUGUUCAGGAGGCCUCUCUCAAAGACACUCUUAACUUCUGAUAACUUGUUCCUCUGCAAACACAGCAACAGAAUGAACUUGUAUAACACACUCACACACUUUCUGUUAGCUUUAACCGAGCCUUGCUACUGAAAUAUCAACGUUCUUAGCACUGUUUUGGGGACAAGUUGCCGUCUCUUCCACCAGUUACACACAGGGUAGUGGGGCAAACAUAAGGAGCUUAUGGACUGGCUUCCUUCUUUCCAGAUGGAGAGAAAAAGAGGGAUGGAAGGACAUAGAGGCAAGGAGAGAGAAGUGGAUUUGUAGUGAUGGGCACUCCAGUCCACAGACAUUCCCUGGAGAGCUUUGUUGCUGUGUUAAAUUCUUUACUCAUAUUUUGUGAUGAAAAGGAAGCAUCAACAGCAUUGAGUCUUCUCCAGAAUAGAGCAUCCCCAUAAUGAACUCAGUAUGUGUGAGGGCUAAUUCCACAGCAUCGCCUACUCACCUCUCUGUUUCCUCUUCCUGGCUGAUAUCUGACCAAUCAGAGGGGACAGAGGGAUGAUGCUAGCGCUGCUAUUGGACUGAAUCCCCCCACAUUAUACACGUGCUCCCCCUUCAGGUGUGAAUCUGUGCUGUCAGAUCACUAAGUGGCUGUUUGCAUGUUAUAAGCAAAGGAAAUAUAUAUAUAGAUCUAUAUAGAUAGAUAUGUUUCAUUUCCUUCAACCAUUUAUCACAAAUUCAGAGAUAUGACCAUCAUCUCUGCUAAAAUAUGUAUACAUACUCACUCUCGAAAACACACAUGAACACAAAUACGCACAUACUAUGUAUUCCUAGACAAGCAGGGAAUCACUUGUUUUUAUUCUGUUGAAGUUCAAUUAAAAUAACCUUCUAAAUAUAAGUAAUGCUGUAGUUAUGCUAUGAAAUGCUUUUUUUGUUUAUGCCCUUAUGAUUUUUGAGGAUUACAAAAUGAGUCCUUUACCUUGUGUUAAGCUAUGAACUGAUGAUCAAAGAAACACUGUAACGUAAUACUGAAUCAUUUAUUCACCUUCGAUAUAUAUCCCCAACACCUUUGAAAAUGUUUUUAUAAUGUUGAGAAAAAAACUCUAACAAAAUUGUCCAUAAAAGAUGCUAAUCUUGAUGUACUCUAUGCUUGUGUGUAGUUAAUGUUUCCUGAGUCAUCUGGUGCCUGGAUGGCACUCAGCAGUCCACUGUGACAUUGCAGAUCUAUUAAUAACCUUUUGUACACCUGCUCAUCAAUGUAAUGGUGAUAUAGUGAUUUGUCUUUUUUAUUAUUUGAUGAAUCUGGUAUUGUGUUUUGUUUAUAAAUCACAAAUAAAAUGUUAUUUCUUAAAUAUUGUAAAAAAAA
This is a messenger RNA of Salvelinus fontinalis (brook trout), 10074 nucleotides long. Its product is annotated as protocadherin alpha-C2-like. Gene Ontology annotation, cellular component: plasma membrane. Bases 4749 to 7727 code for a protein of 992 amino acids. Gene Ontology annotation, biological process: homophilic cell-cell adhesion. Lineage: Eukaryota; Metazoa; Chordata; Actinopteri; Salmoniformes; Salmonidae. The transcript is spliced from 4 exons. Gene Ontology annotation, molecular function: calcium ion binding. The record is from RefSeq and is a predicted model, not a curated record.